AUGGCGAAUUCGGAAACCGUCAACGGCGAGAUGGAGACGACGGAGGAGUUGAACGACACCGGCGAAGGCAAAAUAUCCGAGCUGCUUAAUAAAAUCGAAGCGCUUAAGAGCGAGAAGCUGAAAUUGACCCACGAAAACAAAAGAAUGAAGGAGAAGAUGAAUAAACUGAAUCAAGAAGUGGAUCAUCUGCACGGCAGGGAAGAAGAGAUGAGACAGGACAUAAACGACUGGGAUGAAGAUACGAGUUUCCUGGAAUCGAUCGCGACGAGAUCGGCCGACCUCGAGAUCGAAGUCACGAGGCUCCAACACGAUCUCAUAACGUCGAUGCGCGAAGUAGGAGAGGCGAAGCAGGAGGUGAUCGAGUUGAAGAACGGAUUGAAGGAGAAAGCGUCGGUGAUCGAAAGAUUGCGCUCCGAAAUCGCCGAUCUGAUAAAGGAUAAAGUGAAGGCCGAGAAGAGAGGGAGAGAACUGGAGAUGAAGAUAGAGCUUCUAGAAGCGAGGGUAAAGGAGGAGAGGGGAAAGAAAACUCGGCUCCAAGAUGAAAUGGAGGAGAGGAUCAAUGAAUUAAAGAAGAAAAUCGAGGACCUUGAAGACGAGGUGGCUAAAACCAACGAUGAGUUGAAAAGAAGCAAGCAAGUGAAACGACAAUGCGAGGAGAAGGUGUUGGGGUUGGAGAAAAAAAUGUUGGCAUUCAAAGAUACGGUGGACAAGAAGACAAUCGAAGCUGCUCUCCGUGGAAAGGUUAAGGAUAUUGGUUGUGAAGACAAAGGGUUGAAUGUGCCGAUCGUGGCGGCCGGAAUGGUUGCUGCCGUUUUUGUGGUGGCGGUUGUGGUAGAUCGUUGCCUUAGGAAGCAUUCCUAA
Molecule: messenger RNA, 861 nt
Organism: Hibiscus syriacus
Lineage: Eukaryota; Viridiplantae; Streptophyta; Magnoliopsida; Malvales; Malvaceae
Product: peroxisomal and mitochondrial division factor 2-like
Exons: 1
Coding region: 1-861 (286 amino acids)
Source: RefSeq, a predicted model, not a curated record